GACACAGCUGCGUUCUAUUUGAGCGAAAUUGUUUGCUCGCUGGAGCAUCUCCAUCGGCAGGGAAUCAUUUAUCGUGAUUUGAAGCCGGAGAACAUCUUGCUGGACAGCCGAGGACAUGUGAAACUGACAGAUUUCGGCCUGUGCAAAGAGUCAAUUGAAGGCGACCAGAAGACACACACAUUUUGUGGUACCAUCGAAUACAUGGCACCGGAGAUAUUGAUGAGGGUUGGGCACAAUAAAGCCGUUGACUGGUGGAGUCUUGGCGCUCUAACAUUUGACAUGCUCACUGGCGGGCCGCCGUUCACUGGCGAAAAUAGAAAGAAGACGAUCGACAAAAUUCUGAAGGGCCGCCUUACGCUACCAUCAUUUUUAAGCGUAGAAGCACGUGAUUUGAUAAAAAAGCUUCUGAAGAGGCAUGUUGAAACAAGACUUGGUGCUGGACCGGAAGAUGCCAAUGAAAUCAAGCAGCACGCAUUCUUCCGCUCAUUCAAUUGGAAUAUGCUGGAUCCUCCGUUCAAGCCGAACAUCACAUCGGAAGACGAUGUUUCGCUUUUUGAUAGUAAAUUCACGAAAAUGACCCCAGUUGACUCGCCUUGUGAUCAGUUCAUUUCGGCAUCGGUGAAUCCAUUCGAAGGUUUUACAUACGUUGCGCCGAGUGUUUUUGAAGAAGCCAAGUCAAAGAGGCAACUAUCACCACGUAAAAAUCAGUGGUAA
Messenger RNA from Gongylonema pulchrum, 714 nucleotides. The record is from the annotation of a GenBank genome assembly. NCBI's taxonomy places the organism in Eukaryota, Metazoa, Nematoda, Chromadorea, Rhabditida, Gongylonematidae.